Messenger RNA from Cucurbita pepo subsp. pepo (vegetable marrow), 1890 nucleotides. It is a transcript of the gene NST1, whose product is annotated as NAC (No Apical Meristem) domain transcriptional regulator superfamily protein. Lineage: Eukaryota; Viridiplantae; Streptophyta; Magnoliopsida; Cucurbitales; Cucurbitaceae. Gene Ontology annotation, molecular function: DNA binding. Gene Ontology annotation, biological process: regulation of DNA-templated transcription. The record is from RefSeq and is a predicted model, not a curated record.
AUUCUCACACCCAUCCUUGCUCUUCUCCAAGCAUCAUACUAAAACUAUACUUGCUUCAACUAUAUAAUGCCAACCCCUCUCUGUUUCCAAACAAAAACAUCACACACCCAAAUGAGUAUCUCCGUGAAUGGCCACUCCCAAGUCCCUCCCGGCUUCCGCUUCCACCCCACCGAAGAGGAGCUCCUCCACUACUACCUCCGCAAGAAGCUCUCCUUCCACACCGUCGAUUUGGAUGUCAUUCCCGACGUCGAUCUCAACAAGCUCGAGCCGUGGGACAUCCAAGAGAAAUGCAAGAUCGGAACCACUCCCCAAAACGAUUGGUACUUUUUUAGUCAUAAAGAUAAAAAGUAUCCCACUGGUACUCGCACCAAUCGCGCCACCGCUGCUGGCUUCUGGAAGGCCACUGGUCGUGAUAAAGUCAUUUACACCAACUCCCGCCGAAUUGGUAUGAGAAAGACUCUUGUUUUUUACAAGGGUCGUGCCCCUCAUGGCCAGAAGUCUGAUUGGAUCAUGCAUGAAUAUCGCCUCGAUGAAAUUUCCACCUCCCAAUCCAGUAAUAUUAAGGCGUCGACGAGCGGUGUGAUUGGAGACGGAGGACAAGAAGAGGGGUGGGUUGUGUGUAGGAUAUUCAAGAAGAAAAACCACCACAAAACCCUGGACAGCCCUGUCAGUACUACAAUUACCGAAACACCCUCCUCUCUCUUGCUUGAUUCUUGCAAUGACGGAGCGUUGGAGCAAAUCUUUCAUUACAUGGGUCGAAGCUGCAAGGACAUAGAAGACGGAGACGGCGGCGGCGGCGGUGGGAGAUUGCUCAGCCCCAUCGACACUUCCACCGGCGGUAGUUACCUGGAUGGCAGAUUCUCCAAACUUCCAAACCUCGAAAGCCCCAAUUCCACCAGCACCCACAACUGCCACCAACCCAUUAACAACCAUGUGGGCCCCACCGAUCCGAUUCUAAUUUCCGGCUACCAACUGGAGUCCUCUUCUGCCACCGCCGCCGCGGCUACAGCUCCUCACAACUGGGCGGCGUUCGACCGGCUGGUGGCCUCGCAACUGAACGGCCAAAUUGAAGUGUCCAAUAUGAUUUAUUACAAUGACCAAUUACCAACUCCACCAACACUACGCGGAACGACAUCGUUUUCGUCCAAAUCAUCCUCUUCUUCUUACACCGCCGCCGCCGGUCAGGAUUACAACAACGUGGACACAGAGCUGUGGAGCUUUGCGAAGUUGUCGUCAUCCCUGUCGUCGUCGUCUGACCCAUUAUGCCACGUGUCCAACACUCCAAUAUAGCUGCUACUCAGAAUCAUCCACGCGAAGAGAGAGAAAGAGAGAAGAAUUUGAAGACAAGGUUUUUAAUUAAUUAAUUAAUUAAUUAAAUAUUUAGGUAUGUGAUGAAUAAUAAUCAUAAUAUAGACUUAAUUCAUGUUACAUAAAUAAAUAAAAAUUCAAAAAGUAAAUGGGUAAUCAAAUUCAAGAGGGUUUUAGCUGGGUCACACUCCCCCAACUCCAAAUUAUUUUCUCUCAUCAGACAUCUUCUCCAAAAUUAUUAACAGUUUCGUUCGAAUCUCGAAAGAUUCCUGUAUAUAUAAAUAAGAAGAACAAAAACAUGUUCCUGCCACUAGUAGAGCUCUACACGAAGAUAGUGCUAGACGAAUAGAUGAUAGAUGAGAGUUCAAGGAGAGAUUGAAUGAGGUUUGAAAAUGGAUAUUAAGUAUGUGGAGGACACGUGGUUUGUCGAGUUAUAAUAAGGAAAUAGGGUAGCGAAGGCAAGGGCAUGAAGUGGUAUUGAGUGCAAAAGAAAGGAAGGGCUCCACUUCCCUCAACAUGAAUGACUGCCCAGAAAAAGGGUAAGGGGACGUACACCAAAAAGGAAAAAGUUGUUUUUUGAUA